AUGCGCCCAGCCCUCAUUGUCCCUGAAGGGCUCGUCCACGAAUCGCCUGUUCAAACGCCUAGAUCCGAGGGAGGAACAACGAAAACAGAUCUAGCCAUCCAGGUCGUCUUUAAGAAUGUAGAACUUAGUCACCUUAGGUCGCUUUUGAGGUUUUUCCAUAAGGCAUUCACAUCCAGAGAGGAUGGCAGUUUAAACCUCGUCUCGGCCUCAUCCACUCCCCCAGCAGGAGUCGAACCCGGGUCAGAAGGCAGACAAGAAGUUUAA
This is a messenger RNA of Protopolystoma xenopodis, 264 nucleotides long. The record is from the annotation of a GenBank genome assembly. NCBI's taxonomy places the organism in Eukaryota, Metazoa, Platyhelminthes, Monogenea, Polystomatidea, Polystomatidae.